AUGGAUAAUGAUAAAAAAUAUAAUGUUCAAGGAAGUUAUGGGAACAGUUAUGAUAAAAAUAUGAAUUAUUUUAAUAAUGUAAAUGGCUGCUAUUAUAAUUAUGAAGAAGAUAAAAGAAAUUUGAAGAUAAAUAAGAAUAAUAAUAAUAGUAUGCAUUAUAAUGAAGAGGAAUCUUAUAACUCUAACUUUUUAUAUAACUAUAAUAUAAAUAAUUCAAACUAUAAUCAAGCAAAUUAUAAUAAUUAUUGUAAUUAUAAUAUAAAUUAUCCAGGAAUAAAUAAUUAUAACAAUAAUUUAACAAAUUAUUCUCAAAAUUAUUAUUGUAAUGACCAAUAUAUAUUAAAUAAAAAAGCGGCAAAAAUUUUAUAUAUAUAUAAUCUUUCAAAUGAAUAUACUGAUGAAAAUUUUAUUUACAGUUUAUGUUUUAUAUAUGGAAAUAUUGAUUCAGUUUGUUAUAUUAAAGGAAAAAACCUAUUUAUUGUAAAAUUUGUUUUAGCAGAAAGUGCUUUGAACGCUUAUAAUAACUUACCAAAAUAUUUUAAAAAUUUACAAUUUGAAUUAAGAAAUGAAUCAAAAAAAAUUAGUUAUUUUAAUGAGAAGGUUAAUAGUAAUAAAUAUGUAUCACCAAACAUAUCAGAAAAAAAAUUUUUAUCAUUAAGCGCAGAAAAAAGAGAGCAAAUUAUGAAUAUAAAGCAAAAAGAAUUGUUAAGAAAAUGUAAAGAAAAGUUAAACGAAUAUAUUAAUAUGUUUAAUAACAAAAAUAUAACCAAUGAAACAAAACAAGAAUUACAAACAUUAAUAGAUCAUUUAAAAACAAGAAUACAGUUAUUAAAUAAUCAAUGUGAUGAUUCUAAUUUUAAUGAAUUUUCUAAUACACUUAUAUUAAAUAAUUAUAGCAGUAAUAAUGACAACAACAAUAUAGAAAACAGCACAACAAUCAAAAUUAGUUCAUUAAAUAAUAUUAGAAAUAAUGAAGAAUUAAGUAAUUAUAUACUUAAAAACAAUUCAAUUUUUUUAAAUGAACAUAUAUCAUAUUUUUCUUUAUUUUCUUUUGGAGAAAAAUAUGCUAUUAUCAAAUAUAGUAAUGAAAAUAUUGCAAAAAAUGUAUUUAAGAAUUGCCAAAUAUAUAAUAUUCAAGUGGAAUUUGUACCAGAUGAUACAACAAAUAAAAAUGAUAACUAA
This is a messenger RNA of Plasmodium relictum, 1182 nucleotides long. Its product is annotated as conserved Plasmodium protein, unknown function. Lineage: Eukaryota; Apicomplexa; Aconoidasida; Haemosporida; Plasmodiidae. The coding region runs from base 1 to 1182 and encodes 393 amino acids. The transcript has a single exon. Gene Ontology annotation, molecular function: nucleic acid binding; structural constituent of cytoskeleton. The record is from RefSeq and is a predicted model, not a curated record.